Messenger RNA from Drosophila biarmipes, 791 nucleotides. RefSeq lists its product as uncharacterized. The transcript has 4 exons. The coding region runs from base 127 to 693 and encodes 188 amino acids. Lineage: Eukaryota; Metazoa; Arthropoda; Insecta; Diptera; Drosophilidae. The record is from RefSeq and is a predicted model, not a curated record.
UCGAUAGCUGAGGCCGAAAUAUCAACAACACGAACACAUGUUAAAUUGUUUUUGGCGUUCUAAAGAUUAGAUUUAGUUGUUUACUAAGGACUGCUUGGUUUUUCUCCUCAUGGUCGUAGGCGUGUGAUGAAAAGGGUAGCCGAAAUGGACCAACUUACGUAUCAAACAGCUGUGAAGAAGGCCCAACUGGUCGAGAGGAACCCCCAAUUGCAGUUGGAUCCCAUGCGCGUUUCCAUGCACCAGGAGGAGGACAUCAUAGCCCUGGCCCAACAGAUCCAAAAUGCAGACAAACAAUUGAAAAACACUACCUGCCACAAGCUGGGGGUCAUAAUGGAGCAGAUCAAGAUGCUUCAGGCCCAGGCCAUGGAUAUACUGAAAGAGUCCGGUCUCAACCAAGAGCUCCACAGUGCGGCCUGCAACUUCACCAAAAAACCCGGUCAAAUCUAUCAUCUUUAUCAAAGGGCAUCGGGUCAAAACUAUUUCAGCAUGCUUUCACCGGAAGAAUGGAAUCUGUCGGUUGACCAGACCUUCAAAGGCAGCUAUAGGUUGGAAUUCGACUUGAGCUGGACUCCAGUGGACAAGAUUAAGGAGCAAGAUGAGAAACUAAAGUGGGCAGAGCAGUGUAUGCAAAGGGCUUUGGACAGUGGGCGCGGUUCGGCUAUGGCCAUUGACUUUAAUAUAAAUAAUAGUUAAAAUAAUAGAUUUCAAAUGAGUAUGUAUUUUUCGGUUUCCUCAAAAACCAAAUAGGACGAUAAAAGUCCGUUUUAAUAAAAACACUACCUUUUCAGGAA